Messenger RNA from Cylindrotheca closterium, 624 nucleotides. NCBI's taxonomy places the organism in Eukaryota, Bacillariophyta, Bacillariophyceae, Bacillariales, Bacillariaceae. The record is from the annotation of a GenBank genome assembly.
AUGUCAUCACUACCUCCAGCACUCAACUUUGCCGAGACCAAAGAAGGCAUAGUCAAGAAGUGGAGGGAAGAGAAUUCCUUUCACCGUCAAAACGAACUUAGUCUAGAGCGCGGAGAUGAGGAGUACACAUUUUAUGAUGGCCCUCCAUUUGCUACUGGAUUGCCACAUUAUGGACACAUCUUCGCUGGAACUAUCAAGGAUACCGUCACUCGUUACGCCGUCAUGACAGGGAAGCAUGUCGACCGUCAGGCUGGAUGGGAUUGUCAUGGUCUUCCUGUGGAAUACAAAAUUGAUCAGAAACUCAAUAUUACGCAUCGGGAUCAAGUCUUGGAAAUGGGUAUUGACAAGUAUAAGGAUACCUGUCGUGGAAUUGUUACUCGGUACACCAAAGAAUGGGAAUCUACCAUCACCCGCCUUGGAAGAUGGAUUGAUUUCGAGAAUGACUACAAGACUAUGGAUCCUUCCUUUAUGGAAAGUGUCUGGUGGGUCUUUUCACAACUCUUUGAAAAGGAUUUGGUAUACCAAGGUAACAAGGUUAUGCCAUACUCGAUGGCUUGUGGUACUCCUUUGUUCAACUUUGAAGCUGAUCUGAACUACAAGGAUGUCAGUGAUCCCUGUUGGUGA